This is a messenger RNA of Labrus bergylta (ballan wrasse), 2649 nucleotides long. RefSeq names its product protein-glutamine gamma-glutamyltransferase K-like. Gene Ontology annotation, molecular function: protein-glutamine gamma-glutamyltransferase activity. NCBI's taxonomy places the organism in Eukaryota, Metazoa, Chordata, Actinopteri, Labriformes, Labridae. Gene Ontology annotation, biological process: peptide cross-linking. The record is from RefSeq and is a predicted model, not a curated record.
AUAUAAUGAAUAGAAUCACAGAGCUUUACAUCUCCUCGUUUGUGUUUGUCGUUUUUUGCUCAGGAUGCCUGUAGAGACACGAUCAAUCAGAAACAGGUCUGCCGUGGGUCGCUUUCCGUCCGUCACUCUCGACUUUAGGGAUGACGCAGACGAAGAGUUAGAAAAAGAAGAGCCAGAAGAAGAAGACAAUAGAAAAAAAGAAAACGGGUGUCGACACUGGCUGGGUAAAAUCUUCCCGUGCUGCUGUCCAAAAAGGACUGACGAUGAUGGCACAGGAACCGUGGAUACGGUCUCCGGUGAGACGGAGGAAGAGGAAGGGGCGAAGCCUGUGAUUGAAGAUCAGGAGCUUAACAAACUCUGCCUGGAGGUGCAAUCGAUCAACCUGAUGAAAAGUAAAUCAAGCGUGAACCGGAAGGAGCACCACACAGACUUGUACCAGAGUGAAAACUUUAUUAUUCGCAGAGGACAGACGUUCCAGAUGUGGAUCACCCUCUCUCGACCCUUUGACCCCAGCAGAGACAAACUUCACCUGGACCUAAAAACAGGCUCUCUGCCAUCCGUGGCGAAGGGAACCCACGUCAUCGUCACGCUGGUGGAGGACCUGGAGGACGGCCGCUGGGAGGCUGCGGUUGUGAAGCAAGAAUACAACAAGAUUAAACUGUCAGUGAAUUCUCCGUCCACCGCCGUCAUCGGCCGAUAUCAACUCACCGUGGAGACGCACUGUCCCAGUGGUCACGCGGUCUCCGAGCACAACCCCGAUAACGACAUCUACAUGCUGUUCAACCCCUGGUGUGAUGAUGACUCAGUGUUCAUGGACUCUGAGGACGAGCGGCAGGAAUACGUCCUGAACGACAUUGGACGGAUGUACUAUGGCACGGAGCAUCAGAUCGGAGUGAGGACGUGGGACUAUGGACAGUUUAAUGAUGGGAUUCUCGCUGCAUGUCUUUUCAUCAUGGAACAAAGUGGAACUCCUCCGUCUGGCUGGGGAGACCCGGUUAACGUGGUGCGAGUCAUCGCAGCCAUGGUAAACUCACGUGAUGACCAAGGCGUCCUGGAGGGAAACUGGUCUGGUGAUUAUUCAAAGGGAACCAGUCCAACAGUGUGGAGUGGGAGCGUGGAAAUCCUUAAUGAAUACCAUAAAAGCAAGGGAACAGCCGUUAAGUACGGACAGUGCUGGAUCUUUGCUGGUGUUGUCACUACAGUUUUACGCUGUUUGGGCAUCCCUAGUCGAAGUGUGACCAACUAUAGCUCAGCUCACGACACAGAUGUCUCCCUGACGACAGAUGUUUACCUGGACGAGAACCUGGACCCGUUAGAACACUUAAACACCGACUCCAUCUGGAACUUCCAUGUUUGGAACGACUGCUGGAUGGCUCGUCCGGACUUACCUGUAGGAAACGGAGGCUGGCAGGCUGUAGACUCCACGCCUCAGGAGACCAGCGAGGGAACCUACCGCUGUGGACCGGCGUCGCUCGCGGCCGUCCGUUACGGACAAGUGUUCCUCAAACACGACGCUCCAUUUGUGUUCGCUGAGGUGAACAGUGAUAAAAUCUACUGGCAGAGGAACACAGACGGGACCUUCUCUAUGAUCUACAGCGAGAAGAAGACGGUCGGCCACUUCAUCAGCACCAAGGCUGUCGGCUCUGACGAGCGCAUGGAUAUCACACACCUCUACAAACACCCUGAAGGCUCAGAGGAGGAACGUAUUGCUGUGGAAACAGCCUGCAGCUAUGGCUCCAAAGCAGCGGCUUACUCCUCCCCCACAGCACAGGAUGUCUCUGUGGAGGUGACCAUGGACGGAGAAGGUCCCAGAAUGGGACAAGAUGCAGAGCUGACCAUCAUUAUGAGAAACAGCAGCUCAGAGGAACGUAAGGUGAUUCUGCACAGCCAGGUGGCCGUCAUGUACUACACUGGAGUCCACAAGGCCACCGUCAGGAGGGACAAGACGGACGUGGACCUGUUGCCCAACGAAAAAAAGAUCUUAGAGUGGACCCUGGACUACAAAGACUACAAAGACCAGCUGAUCGACCAGGCUGCUCUGAUGCUUACUCUGUCAGGCCGCGUCCAAGAGACCCAGCAGGCCCUCGCCACGCAGUUCAGCUUCCGGCUCAGGACCCCAGACCUCACCAUAAAGCCACUGGGGAAGGCCAUGAUCGGAGAAAAGAUGGCAGCAGAGAUUUCAUUCACUAAUCCGCUGCCUCAGGUGCUGAAAAACGUUGUUUUCCACAUGGAGGGACUCGGCCUUCUCACCGCUCGGAAGAUUCAUUACGGAAAUAUCGGCAGUCGGGCGUCCAUCAUUCUGACAGAGCACUUUGUCCCCUCGCUGCCCGGGGCGAGGAAAUUACUGGCAUCUCUGGACUGUAAGCAGCUCACACAAGUUCACGGUGUGAGCGACAUCACGGUGGAGGAGAAGAGUUAACGACACCAAAUACUGACUCUCAUUUCCUCCAGAUGGGCUCUAAAUUUAUUUUUUUAAGACUCAUAAAUAUGAGUGUUUAAAUGUACUACAGUGCUGAAGGAGAAUUCUAAAGCCGCACAUGGAAGGGAAAUGGUGAAGAAAAAUGUACUUAUUUCUCUUUAGAGUAAGCAGUAUGACAUCAAACUCCUUUACAUUUGAAUGCUGAAGAUGUCUUAGAAGAAUGAAAAUGA